CUCAGGCAAAAUCCGUCCCCCCGCCCCGCUCUGCUAGUCGCUGCCCGGCCACCUACGCCGUCGCACGCGCUCAGCUCAACCAUAUACACGCCAGCGUUUCUGCCUGCACACUUCCACGAAAAUCACGGUCAACUUCUCACGCCGACCCACUACCACCUCUUUUAAGUGGAACCCGCAUCUUACAAACUCUCAAACGCAAGAUAAUAUUCAAACGUGCCGGUGAUGCGCCAACGAUUUUAAAAAAUAAUGACCGCCAAAACAAAACGCAGCACCGAACCGCGAAGAGCCAACAAACCUUUGAUGGAAAAACGACGCCGCGCGCGUAUCAAUCAAAGUUUGGCCGCGUUAAAGACGCUCAUACUCGACUCCGCGAAGGCCGAAAAUACGAAACAUUCCAAAUUAGAAAAGGCGGAUAUUUUGGAGCUGACCGUGCGACAUUUUCAACGCCACCGAAGCUUGGAUACGCAGGGUGUUCAACAGUAUAAGGCCGGUUACGCGGAUUGCGUUCGCGAAGUGCAGCGAUACCUAGAAACCCCCGACGCACAGACAAUGACAGUUUUAGAUUCGGGAGUGCGACAAAGACUUCUUCAGCAUUUGGACAGUUGCGUAUCGGAAGUGGACGUCGAUUUAAAACCUAACCACGAGGAACGCGUCCAAGUGCCAGCGGACUCCUCCAGCAGCCCCGAAGAAAUCAACAACAACACCAACAACCAAAACUCCAGUAAGCAAAUUGACCACCAACCCCUUCCAAACAAAGUCGUGAAGAUGAACGACGGCAGCUUCGUUUUCGUUCUACCAUCGCACUAUCUACAAAUAGCGUCGGCCCUCGGCAUUAACUUGCGGUCUAAUCAGGCGGCGGAUCUAUCCAACGCCGAGGAACAAAGGCAGAACGACGAUCCGGAGAAACGAGAAAUCGAAAAACCCUUAGAUUUCAGCAAAAACAAUGAGCUGCGUGAUACUAUGUGGAGGCCGUGGUAGAAAUGUAGAAAAAAUGUUCCUUUAGCCCUAAAAUAUGAUAUACUCAUUAUGUACUUAAAAUUUUGUAAAUAUGUAGAUAUCUUUUAAAUAUAAAACCCAAUGACGUCAA
Photinus pyralis (common eastern firefly) is the source of this 1087-nucleotide messenger RNA. RefSeq names its product transcription factor HES-4-A-like. Lineage: Eukaryota; Metazoa; Arthropoda; Insecta; Coleoptera; Lampyridae. Gene Ontology annotation, molecular function: DNA-binding transcription factor activity, RNA polymerase II-specific; RNA polymerase II cis-regulatory region sequence-specific DNA binding; protein dimerization activity. The transcript has a single exon. The coding region runs from base 247 to 978 and encodes 243 amino acids. Gene Ontology annotation, biological process: regulation of neurogenesis; regulation of transcription by RNA polymerase II; anterior/posterior pattern specification. Gene Ontology annotation, cellular component: nucleus. The record is from RefSeq and is a predicted model, not a curated record.